AUGGUUGUCGUUGGUCAGCCCCGUGAUAUGAGCAAGUGGCGGGACGAGCUCCUUGACCAAAAUGUCCAUUUCCCCAACGAGUCGGACGAGUAUCGGCGAGCGCGAGAUAAGCUCACGCAACGAGAAGAGGAGCUACGGCGGUUGACUGAGGAGGUAGCUGAGCAGCGGCGGGCGCUUCCACCCGGUGGUUACGUCAAAGAAGACUACGUUUUCGAAUCUGCAGCAGAUGGGAGCAAAGUCAAACUGUCCGAGCUGUUUGCUCCGGGAAAGGACUCGCUGGUUAUAUACAAUAUGAUGUUCCCGCGCUGGGCGGAAGAUAAACGUGCACCAGUGCCAGGGGGCAGGACCGCAGAGCUACAGCUUAUCGAACAACCGUGUCCAUCAUGUACAUCACUUGUCGAUGGACUUGCCGGGGCAGCCUUUCACUUGGCCGAGCGCACUAAUUUAGUUGUUAUGGCAAAGGCAAGCCCAGACCGGCUUCAUGAUUACAAAGAAGAACGAGGCUGGCACAACCUCCGACUCCUGUCGUCGCGCAAUAACACUUUUAAUCGCGACUAUCUCUCAGAGACGGCUGAUGGGACACAGAGGGCGGUCUUACACGUCUUUUCGCGUGACGAACAGGGCAUUCGUCACCACUGGACGAGUGAAUCGGUCUUCAAGCGCGGCGAUACUAGCUCUCUCGAGCCAAUAUGGACAAUAUACGGCGUCCUCGACGUGACAAUGGAAGGGCGUGGAGACCGCGCUGCCUACCCUAAUCUGCAGUACUAG
Penicillium lagena is the source of this 768-nucleotide messenger RNA. RefSeq lists its product as uncharacterized. The record is from RefSeq and is a predicted model, not a curated record. NCBI's taxonomy places the organism in Eukaryota, Fungi, Ascomycota, Eurotiomycetes, Eurotiales, Aspergillaceae. The coding region runs from base 1 to 768 and encodes 255 amino acids. The transcript has a single exon.